AAAUCCAUCUACUCUCUCUUUCUCUCUCUCAUACAGAAGAAGCGCACAGCUAGUCAUGGGUUUGAACCGCUGUAUAAUUGCAGUAUAUUUAGAUGGAUUCACGUGCGCUUUGUCAACCCUAAUAUAUAUAUUUCUCUUUUUUCUUUUUUGCCAUAUAUAUUUCCCCUGUUGAUUGCAUAAGCCAAAUCAUAAUAAAAGCCCUUUCUAUUUGAUCGCCUUUUAAAUUGGCUCAGCCUCUUUCACUUCCCACCCAUUCUUCUCUUUUAACUCUCUCUCUCUCUCUCUCUCUCUCGAUAUGGAGUUAGCUCUGAGCUUAGGCGAUACCCCGAAACCCUUUUCGUUUCUCGAGAAACCCCAGAAAAUUCUGAGCAAAGAUUUAGGGUUCUGCAUGGGUACCGGAAAAGUGAGUUCCGACGGCGGCGAGAAGAAUAAGAAAAGCGAUGAAAGGCGGUUCUCCGACGGUCCGACUUCAUCAGAUCCACCGGUUCAGCUGGAUCUUCUGCCCUUCUCUCCGGUUCAGCGAAGCCAGCCCUCUUCAAACAAGCUUCCUUUCCCUUGGCUCAAUGACAAAUUGGGAGGAGGAUCGGAGUCGGCGAGCAGAAAAGGCGACGACGAUCAAGAAGCGGCGGCGCUCUCAUCUCCCAACAGUGCGGUCUCAUCGUUUCAGAUGGAUUUCUCCAUGUUCAGAAGCGCGAGGGGGAAGAGAGAUUUCGAGCAAUUCGCCGGCGAGGCCGAGGCCGAUCGCGGCGCCUCUUCAAGAGGAAGCGACGAUGAAGAAAAUGGAAUGGCCAGGAAGAAACUCAGACUCACCAAAGAUCAGUCCGCCUUUCUGGAAGAGAGCUUCAAAGAGCACAACACCCUCAACCCCAAGCAGAAGCUUGCCCUAGCGAAACAGUUGAAUCUCCGGCCUCGCCAAGUUGAAGUGUGGUUCCAAAACAGAAGAGCAAGGACCAAAUUGAAGCAGACAGAGGUGGAUUGUGAGUAUUUAAAAAGGUGCUGUGAGACACUGACAGAAGAGAAUAGGAGGUUGCAAAAAGAGCUCCAAGAAUUAAGAGCACUUAAGGCGUCUCAGCCAUUUUACAUGCAGCUUCCGGCCACCACCCUCACCAUGUGCCCCUCCUGUGAGCGGGUUGUCACCACCACCGCCGCCGCCUCCACCUCCAACCGUUUUUCACUCGACCCGCCGCCGCCGCAUGCUUGUGCCCAGAACACACCUUCUUGAUCGAUCAUCACUUCUUUGGUAGUUGAAGACUAGCUAGCUAGGGAUAGAUGAUCAUUAAUUCUAAAAACUAAAUUAUUUCCUAGUGUUUUUCUUUUUUUGCUUUUUUGGGCCUUGAAUUUUCUUCUGUAGAUAUACGUGGGGUUUUCUUUCAUUCUAUUAAAUUAAAUAUUUUUCUUGUUUCUAAUCAUGAUUUGUUGAUUUGUAACGCUUGACUAUUAAAGCUUCGAGGAGGUAGCACUCGUAAUUUGACCGAGUGUGGGAAAUGAGCUUUCUCAUUUUAGAACAAAGUUUACUUUUUCUGGUUUAAUAUACUCCCAUCUUUAUUU
Messenger RNA from Salvia miltiorrhiza (redroot sage), 1548 nucleotides. RefSeq names its product homeobox-leucine zipper protein HAT14. Gene Ontology annotation, biological process: regulation of DNA-templated transcription. Bases 296 to 1222 code for a protein of 308 amino acids. Gene Ontology annotation, molecular function: DNA-binding transcription factor activity, RNA polymerase II-specific; sequence-specific DNA binding. The transcript is spliced from 4 exons. Lineage: Eukaryota; Viridiplantae; Streptophyta; Magnoliopsida; Lamiales; Lamiaceae. The record is from RefSeq and is a predicted model, not a curated record.